AUGCUGCCAACCUUUGUCGUUCUUCCCGGCACUCCCCCCUUGUCUGGCAACACGACGCCCCUUACAGAGGAUCCACAUUCCCUCAAACACAAACAAGCCGUUGCCAUUCUAUCGGCCAUCCCCUCUCCCGAGUCAGCUACGCCAUCAAACACGCUUUCGGCCUCUGCCUCUGAUCAGCAUCCACCCUUGUCGCAACUUCACAUCAUACAUCCAAACAAGGCGCUCGUGCGGAGUUCCGCUCCCCUGUCCUACUACGACCCGGGUGAGAGCAAACCUCCGACUCCUCCCGGGGCCGAAGCCCUGCAUCCAUUCCUUGUCAGCGAUAGCUGCCUUGCCUCCACCGCUACCAUGUCGCAGGCUCCUUCUGCGCCACAAAUGUCGCUUCUCUCGCAAGCCAUGCAGCAACAUUUAGCGCGCCAACAGAUGGACACUAACUCUGCAAUCGACCACCACGCCACUCACAGCGCAGUUCAAACGCCCAGCGCAUCCUCACUCCCGUCGCCAGCGUUUGCAGGUCCAGGCUCACCCUUCGCGUUCACCGGCGCUUCUGCUUCCGAGGCCGGUAUGCGUCCUCCUGCGCCUCAUCAGAGCCAUUUCGGAGCUGCUGCUGCCCAAAUGCAACCACUACCUUUUGGAGGCUACACAAAUCAUAGCCACUCCCGCCGCCAAAGUGGCUAUGCAACCAAUCCUCAUUCUGCUGCUCCCAGCGCCGGUCCUUCCCGUUCAUCCUCGCCAACUCGAGCCCUACACUCUGCAAGCAAUCUUUCGCUCGACGCCCCCUCUCACCCCGUCGGCAUGCCCCACAACGCACAAAAUCUAGGCCAGAAUCAGCACGCAGGUCAGAACCAGAUGGGCACAGAUUACAGCUCCACUUUUAGCUCUCAACACACCAUCAACGGUUACGCCCCUCCUGCUCAUCCUGGCGUUGCUCCCGGCAUGUCACAGACGCCUGGUUCAUGGUCCAACCAGUCUGGAAUAACCUAUGCACCCACGCCACAGGCCUCUUUUGCUCCCCCACAAAACUCCAUGAUGCCCCCCGUCGGCUUUCAGCCAAGCCCUCAUGGACAAUCUCAGCAGUACCAGCAUCAGCACCAGCACCAGCAUCAGCAUCAGCAGCGUCAACAACCGCAGUCGAGACAGCCACCAAUGCUGCAUCUGUCUCAGCAACCGCCACAGUUCAGCAGCUAUCGCGGUCCACCAGAAAACCUGCUCUCUCCGCAAACGGCCUCUUCCGACUUUGCCGGUUUCUUCCCACCCCCGAAUGCUACCCCACAGGCUACGCCUGGUACUCGGCCCGCGGGCGCUACCGUACAACAGCCUGGCGGUGCCAGCCGCCAAUCAACAGCCGAGACUCGAUCUCGUCAAAGCACUGGCUACACCGACGAACUGAGCAACAUGGCUGCAGCGAUUCCCAUGAAUCGUCGUGGCUCGGCAGGAGCCGAAGACGACAUUGAUGAUCAGAGCUUAGACCCCGAUGAAAUGUCCAAGAAGGAUCCGCUCGCUACCCAGGUUUGGAAGAUGUACGCCAAACAGCGUUCGCAGCUACCCAAUGGUGCCCGUAUGGAGAAUCUCACCUGGAGAAUGAUGGCCAUGACAUUGCGCAAGAAAAAGGAACAGGAGGCGGUCGACGCCAAGCUGGCACUAGAGGCACAAUCCAACGCCAGCAACGCUAGCAGAAGUCACGCUUCCAGCGCCCGCCAUUCGCCCACACUCUCAUCAAGAUCCGGUCCAGCCUCUCGAAGAAACAGUGGUUCGUUCCCAGCCGAACCCUUCAACGGUGGCUUUACUGCACUUCAACCGGAAGAAACCGGUCCCGCCGAUCCACAUUCGCGCGCUAGCGGCAUUGCUACAAAGGGCAAGACGCGUUUCGCCGAGGUGAUCCAACAGGAAGAAGAGGAGCGUGGCCGUCGAGGACGCAGUCCAAGGACGCCCGAAAGUGCAGCACCACCGGCAGGAGCUGUAGAAAUUAUGGAUUGGAGGAUGAAGAGCAAGAGUCGAUCGCGUUCGCGUUCGGUCAGCGCCAUGGACGUCGACUGGCGUGGUGUCAGUCGAUCCCGUUCUCGCGCGCCCGCACGUUUAGACACCAUCGAGGACGAAGGCACACCCGAUGGUAACAACUUGUUUAGCCGUUCCGCACCAAACGCCGCAUCCGCUUUCAGCUUUGCCGACCUCGCCGCAUUCGACGAUACCGAUGCCUUUGGUGCAUUCGACAGCGCGCUUGAUACCGACGACAUUAGCGACCUGCUCAAGUCCAAUCAAAGUCUUCAGGUAUCCGGCGCCUCGGGUUCGGGAGCAACUGGUAACUUUGACGUCGGCUCCACGGGACCGGCAAGCUCGAGGAGGACCGCCAGUGCGGUACGAAAGGCCCAGAUCCAGACCGCUUUCCGCAAAGCAGCACACACCGACUUGUUUGGCGCCGAUCUCGAUGCUUGGUAUGAAGCCGCGGAAGCAUCGUCCAAGGCAGCUGACGCCAAGAAGUCGAGUCUGGACAUGGCUUCCAUCGGAGCGGCCAACAGCUUUGGCGCACCCUUUUCAACGCUGGACAGUAUUCCGGGCAUUGGCGACUUUGUCGGCAUCGCCGCCAAUCAGCAUCCCGAAUACGGCUUCCUUCCUCGACUCGUCCGCAAGACCAGUUUCGAUCACAAGGUGAGGGAAAGGAGCAUCUCGCGCGGUCCGCGCCGUGAUCAGCUCACUGCCGAAGCGAUGAACAACCGCAAGCGUCCCUUCCGGGAUGACCUUUCGCCAGCCAGACCUGCGAUUCAGAUGCCCAUCACCACGGACCAGCGUAUCGCUGCCGGUCUCUCGCGCAACAUUGCCUUGCUCGGUGGGCGCGGUGCAGGAUCAUCGCAGCUGGCAAAUCUGCCUAUGACCAACUUUGACUUUGCUGUGCCGCCUCCUGGAGGGCUCAACCACCAACAGAUGCAUUUCAGCGCUGGUGGAUUUCAGCUUCGCUCGGACCAACGCGGCCAGGAAACAGCGACCGACUUUGACAAUUUGCUGGAAACUCUCGCAUCCCAAGCCGGUACACCGCUCGCGAGUCCAGCAGGCAACUUGAUGGCCGGAGCCAGUGCUUCUCCUCAAGGCGGACUGGGAAGCGGUUCGGGUGCAUCACCCGUUGCUCCUGGAGUAGGCAAUGCAAUGGUGGGCAGCUUGCCGCAUGGUGCACAGAACUCAUCUGACCUCGAGGCGAUCAUGAACAUGUUUUACAAUUCGGAUGCCGGCAUCGGUGGACCGCAGCCUUCGUUCACGCACAUCAACCCGAACCAGGUCUUUGGCGGCGGACCAAUGGAAGCCGCUUCGGGCUCGUUGGGCAAUCUGACCGGAUCUGGCGACGAAGGUUCUUCGACGUGGACAUAUAGUCCGUCAAGCAGUGCGCCUUCGAAUGCAGCCACGCCGCCGGGUCUGCAGCAGUCGCAAUACCAGUCAUCACCACUUAUCAACGCUUACCGUCGCGAAUCUCAACUUGCGCCCGAAAUUUCGGGGUCCGCAUCUUCGCGUUCAAAUGCUUCGCCAAGCAUGCAGGCCAUCCAAAAGGCCGCAGCACUGAGCGAAGCGUCGCGUAGGAAUGCCAACGGCGUGCACGCACGAUCCGUGUCUGGUCCAGGUCCCUCGUCAGGUACCAGCACCAAUCUCAAGGAUCUUCCUUCGGCGAGCUCCAUGGCCACCGCCGAGCCGCCCACAGUAUGCUCCAACUGUCACACGACAAAGACACCGCUUUGGCGACGUGAUCCGGAAGGCCAGCCGCUCUGCAAUGCGUGCGGCCUAUUCCUCAAGCUGCACGGAGUCGUUCGCCCACUGUCUCUCAAGACGGAUGUGAUCAAGAAGCGUAACCGUGCAAGCGGCGCUCAGCGCGCUGAUGCUAGAGCGCGUGCAUCGAUCGGUAGUGGUGGCGGCGCAAAUGCCAGCAAUGCUCCCGCCGCCGGUCACGGCAGCACAGCUGCUUCUAGCGUCAAGAACGGCGCUGGCUCCUCGGCGGCGCAAAGUAAAGCCAACAAUAAUGGAUCUGUUGCCGGCAUUCGUACCGGCAACGUCCCGAUUGCUCCAGCACCCAACCCGCCUGUUUCGUCGCCUGGCAGUACGGGGCUUUCGAACUCCAAGGUAGAGAUGAAGCGACAGCGCAAGUGA
Molecule: messenger RNA, 4125 nt
Organism: Mycosarcoma maydis (corn smut)
Lineage: Eukaryota; Fungi; Basidiomycota; Ustilaginomycetes; Ustilaginales
Exons: 1
Coding region: 1-4125 (1374 amino acids)
Biological process (GO): positive regulation of transcription by RNA polymerase II; negative regulation of transcription by RNA polymerase II
Molecular function (GO): zinc ion binding; RNA polymerase II cis-regulatory region sequence-specific DNA binding; DNA-binding transcription factor activity, RNA polymerase II-specific
Source: RefSeq, a predicted model, not a curated record